This is a messenger RNA of Pocillopora meandrina, 684 nucleotides long. The record is from the annotation of a GenBank genome assembly. NCBI's taxonomy places the organism in Eukaryota, Metazoa, Cnidaria, Anthozoa, Scleractinia, Pocilloporidae.
AUGAAAGAAAGCCAUCAAGGCGAGGUACCCUCUAACGUCGCAUCGUAUGCUGCAAUUCCGCCAUUUGACUUUUGCAUCUCAAUUCUUGGCAGUGGAGGUGUUGGCAAAACAGCGUUGUUGAGAUCGUUUUUCGAUCAACCUUUUGAAGAAAAACACAUUCCGACCGUCGAUGAUUAUUAUGUACACUCUCUGUCGAUGGACGGGAAGCACUUUACACUUUGUAUCGUGGACACUGCAGGUUCGUACUCCUUUCCUGUAAUGAGGAGCUUGGCUUUAAAUUCAAGCCACGCAUAUAUCGUCGUUUACGCCGUGGACGACGUAGUGUCGUUUGAAGAAGCUGUGAAAACCAUGGAAGAAAUAUCUGCGCUUAGAGGUAACAGUGAAAACGUUGUGCCUGUUAUUCUGGUUGGCAACAAGUUGGAUACGGAUGUUACCGAGCGCGAAGUGACCGCACGUGAAGGGUACGAAGCUGUUUCAGUGAUGUCUCGCCUCGAAGGAGAAUACAUCGAGGCGUCGGCAAAGAUAGAUUUCAGAGUGGACAAAAUCUUCUCGAAUAUGCUUGAGGCAUUGAUCUAUAAAGGCAGAAAAAGGAGGCGGAAAAAGUUUGCAAAGAGAAGGUUGAGAGUGGGACGCGGCAAGAAGCAGAAAUUUAAGGAACCACACCGCACCUGUAACAUCAUGUAA